CCUGGGCCUUAAAUCGCAUAAUCAGAGAUUUGCUUUCAUCUUCUUCCCAAGUCGGUCCGAUACUCUCGGCUGUAGCUCGCUUCAUUUGAGAUCAUCUUCAAGCUCACUAGGUUGAUACUUGUGUUUGAGGCAAGAAACUGAUUUCCACGGAUUAUCACUGUUAUGAAAAUGGGGAGUCCAUGAGAUAUGCACACACUGAACAAGAGAGCUCACAAAAGGAGCUCCACUUGGCAUUUGUAAAUAAUUACAAAGACCUCUUAAAUGGUGGUGGUCGUCUAGUGAAUUGAAAGGUAGAAAGUAGAGAUCUCUAGAUGGAGGUGCCACCAAUUGAAGAUUCUGAGCUCCCAGCUUCUGCCGAUACUGUUCAUCAAGAACAGGAUGAUGUGCUACCUGUCCCUGAUACCAUAAAUGAUGGAGUCAUGGAGCAGAAGCAAGAAAUCACUGAGGAAGAAGUAAGAAGUACACUGGAAGCGAUUGCAUCCACGGGAAAAUUCUGGCAUGAUUGGGAGAAAUUGAAGAGUAUGCUAUCCUUUCAACUGAAGCAGGUGCUGUCAGAGUAUCCUGAAGCAAAAGCAUCCAAUGAACUACAAAGUACUUUAGGAGAAACCUUCUCAGAGCUGGUAAAGCGGUUGGAUGAAGCACUUCAUAGCUUCGUUGAAGGUCCUCCAUUUACCCUUCAAAGGAUUUGUGAGAUCCUAUUGGAUGCAUGUAGCAUAUAUCCCAAUCUCUCAAAGCUUGCGCUUGCUCUCGAAAAGAAUCUUCUGGUGACAUCCACACUUGCCAUCAGUUCUGACCCGCAUGUACAGUCCUCCGACAAAAAGCCAAACGAGUCAGAGGGACUGGAGAAAGCUGAAGAACAAAAGCUAUCCAAUGCAGUAGAAAAUGGAAUUGAACCUAUAGCUGGAGACAGGGAUGAAGUAAUGGUGGAGGUUGAAGAGGCCGAUAUGAAUGAUGAUAUGACGAUGGACAUGGAAACUUUUGAAGAAAUAGUUGGAUCAUCUGAGACAAAUAAUGCUCCAAACAGUAAUUCUUAGCUUUCUCUGGUCACCUUAAAGCUAGCUGCUGUAGUUCGGCUGAUCUUUUCAUAGUGAGGGAGACAUGACUGGUAAUCCAUAGUUUUUCGAUAUAUCAAUUUGUUUGAAUCCAAUAUAAUUCGGUUCAGAUGUGUUAUCUUGCAUUUGGGAGAGGAACGGGUUACUUGGAAUUAGCCUACAAUAUGAGCCUUACUAUUUUGGCUGGUAUGUUUUCUUGAUUGAUCAAAUAUUUGAGUGAACUGAUGUUUUUAGUUUUUGAACUUUUGAUAUGACACUUCUCAUUUAGCUAAUGAAAAUGAUUUGGCGCUUUGCAA
Messenger RNA from Cucumis melo (muskmelon), 1348 nucleotides. RefSeq lists its product as uncharacterized. Gene Ontology annotation, biological process: protein dephosphorylation. Gene Ontology annotation, molecular function: protein phosphatase regulator activity. Lineage: Eukaryota; Viridiplantae; Streptophyta; Magnoliopsida; Cucurbitales; Cucurbitaceae. Bases 312 to 1034 code for a protein of 240 amino acids. Gene Ontology annotation, cellular component: protein phosphatase 4 complex; cytoplasm; nucleus. The transcript is spliced from 9 exons. The record is from RefSeq and is a predicted model, not a curated record.